Messenger RNA from Lagenorhynchus albirostris (white-beaked dolphin), 3392 nucleotides. RefSeq names its product lysophosphatidylglycerol acyltransferase 1 (gene LPGAT1). NCBI's taxonomy places the organism in Eukaryota, Metazoa, Chordata, Mammalia, Artiodactyla, Delphinidae. Gene Ontology annotation, molecular function: acyltransferase activity. The transcript is spliced from 9 exons. The coding region runs from base 253 to 1629 and encodes 458 amino acids. Gene Ontology annotation, cellular component: endomembrane system. The record is from RefSeq and is a predicted model, not a curated record.
CCCGUCAGCCCCGGCGAACGCGGCUGGGCCCUGGGGAUCGAGUCUCGGCACCGCCGUGGACAGGGCGCGGGGCGCGCCGCAGCCGGAGCGGGGCCGGGCCCCGCCGCUCCUCCUUCCGCCUGCCAUGCAUUCUUCCGGCUCCUCUGGCUCCCGUAGCCCCAGCCGGGGCCGGGCCAGCCCGAGGCAGCCGCGAGGGGAGUAGGGCGUCCGCGCGCCCGCUCGCGCCGCGCCUCGGCCGCCGCUGCCGGGUCCAUGACCGCGACCCCUCGGCCGGGGACACCCGCCGCCGCCGCCGCGCAGCACCGCGUCCCGGGCCGCCGACCCCCGGCCCCACCGUCUCCCGCGCUCCACCGCCCGCCGCCCGCGCCCGCCGAGAAAGACAGGACAGUCUCCAAUGUGAGAAUGGCUGUGACUUUGGAAGAAGCUCCGUGGCUGGGCUGGAUCUUGGUGAAAGCCCUGAUGAGAUUUGCCUUCAUGGUCGCCAACAACCUGGUUGCUAUUUCCUCCUACAUCUGCUAUGUAAUUGUGCUUCAGCCCCUUCGACUGCUGGACAGUAAGCGGUUCUGGUAUAUUGAAGGAAUCAUGUACAAAUGGCUUUUAGGAAUGGUGGCUUCUUGGGGAUGGUAUGCUGGAUAUACAGUGAUGGAAUGGGGGGAAGAUAUUAAAGCAAUUUCAAAAGAUGAAGCAGUAAUGUUGGUGAAUCAUCAGGCAACAGGAGAUGUGUGUACUUUGAUGAUGUGCCUCCAGGACAAAGGACUGGUUGUUGCUCAAAUGAUGUGGUUGAUGGAUCAUAUUUUUAAGUACACAAACUUUGGAAUUGUUUCUCUAAUUCACGGAGACUUCUUUAUCAGACAGGGAAAAUCUCAUCGUGACCAACAGCUUCUUCUUCUCAAGAAGCACCUAGAAAAUAAUUACAGGAACAGAGAUCGAAAAUGGAUUGUUCUGUUUCCAGAAGGGGGCUUCCUCAGGAAGAGGCGAGAAACCAGUCAGGCAUUUGCCAAGAAAAAUAACUUGCCAUUUCUUACACAUGUCACUUUGCCAAGGAUUGGGGCAACAAAAAUUAUUCUGAAUGCACUUGUAGCACGACAGGAAAAUGGAAGUCCAGCAGGAGGAGAUGCUAAGGAAUUAGACAGCAGAUCGAAAGGCCUCCAGUGGAUAAUAGAUACAACCAUAGCUUAUCCCAAAGCUGAACCCAUAGAUAUUCAAACCUGGAUCCUUGGAUACAGGAAACCAGUAGUCACACAUGUACAUUACAGGAUCUUUCCAAUUAAAGAUAUACCCCUGGAGACUGAUAACCUUGCUGACUGGCUCUAUCAGCGUUUUAUUGAAAAAGAGGACCUCUUAUCACAUUUUUAUGAAACAGAAUCUCAGCACUUCUUGGUCUCAGCUGAUCUGCCUAGAUUCACACAGCAGAGAGGGUUGAGAACUCCCUGCUGGACCCUGGUCUCAACGAGUCGCAGUGAGGGGAGCAUCUGCUUGGCCACAGGCAGGCGCAGUGACUACAGAAGUGACCACCCCAGCAGUUCAUGCUUAACUUCAGAAACUCUCAUUGGUGUUGAAAUAUACAGAUAUUGUGGAGAAACCUAUAUGCCAGUAGAAGGUAAAGGAAAAUUACAGAAUGGAAAAUGAUGUUUUGGGUGGGCAAACGAGUUGAGAAUCUAAAUAGUAGAUUUUUUUUAAAGCUAGCUCUGAGUUCAGAUCUGUCAUGUUAUUAAGUAGUUGUUAAUAUUACAACCAACCCUUAAUUUUCCACAGUAAAAGAACUAGAGAUUACUGGAUAGUUAAUCCAGUAAUAAGUCAUAGUAAGCCAAAAAUCUAAUUGUAUUUAGGUGUUUGAGUUUUUAUUAUCAUCAAACUUUUUUUCUUCUAGGGAUGCAUAUUAAUUUAAAAAAAUGAUUUGAGUUUAUUAGUUUCUAUUGCCUACAUAUUUAUGACUGUUAAUGAGUAGUGAAAAGAUUUGGAAAGACAGCUUCAGGAAGAGGAAACACAAAAGCCUAAAUAAUCCAUGGGCUAGAAAAGAAAUCCAUGAAUAAUCAAGAGUUGGCGGUAUUGUAAUUUUUCUCGAGCCUUUUUGUGAAAAUGAAACGUUAAAUCACCAAAUGUAAACCUCAGAACAUCCCUGUAGCGUUAAUAGUGUUUGGAUCAGUGUUAAGAAUGCCUCUCAUUCUUUGCUCACGUUACUCACUUCUGGUGGAUUUGUCUUAGUAACGUUUCUUGACAAUCACUUCCCUACAGACUGUUCUGAACUAUUGGGACCUGGUUAUAAUCGUAGAAAGUUAAUCAUGGAUAGCCUUAUUGGAUUCUUUUUAUAUUUAAGAAAAUUUUAUUUGCAUUGCUGAAUAGGAAGAGUCAGCUAUUUCCUUCAUUACAUAGGACCUCCUUCCAGAGUUACCAUUAUGAGUAUGUCAGCUCUGGUCCACAAAGGAUGGAUAAAAAUGGUUCUUCUUAUUUUUUUGCAAUGUAGUGCUGUGAAUUUUACAUCUGUUAACAUGAAAGGCAAAGUCAAAGCCACCCUGGGCAGCAAGUAUACUGGUUCACUUUAUGAGACAGUAGAGACUAAUACCUUUGGGACCAAAACCACCUAAAUUGGACAUUUCUCAGUCACAGAGGGGCCAGAUGUUCUCUGGAACAGUCGCUGGUUGGUGCUUUAUUGUAAUCAUUUUGCAUUGGUACCCAACAAUUAGGAACUGGACCCUGGGGAUAAGCUGAGGGUGCUGAACUGUUGGGGAAGGCUGACUGUAGCUAUAUGGAAAAUAAAAUAAGGGUUUUUCUGCAAAUUUCCAUUUGAGGAUUUUUACAUUUAAUAUUUUUUUAAAACAGUUAAAAGAGCAAAAAAAAGUUUUAAGUGUAAUCUACUUGCGAGGUAUGCACACAUAUUUUGAAUGGCUUUAUUUUUAUUGUGUAAAACUGUUGAACACAUGACUGUGAUGCACAAAUUCUUUACAUGUAAGGAGUCUAUGCAUUUUACAGUAACUCAUUUCAUGAUUGGGUAAUGAAACAGUUGUACAUUGAAUUGCCAUUGUUGUAUUAAGUGCUUUCAUUUUCUUUACAGUUAUUACAAAGCUGUAUUUAUUUUAUACAGGUGGAUUUUCAUUUUCCUGAUGCCAUAAUGUUUACUUUAGCUUGUUGACCUGUCUUUCUUUGUGUAUCUGCAUGUUGUAAUAUAUGAUAAGAAUGAAUGUAAAGGCUGUGGCAACUGUAAUUAAAUUUUGCAAAGGGCUGGUCACAUGUGGAUCUGGUUUAUGAACGCAUUUGGGAUUAUUUUCGUAACCAGAUCACCUUUUCAGAAAUUUAGAUGUGAACACCAAAAGAAGCAUUUUCUCAACAAAAAUUAAUAGCUGGUUCUAUUUUUUUUAACCUAGAAAAAAUAAAGUUGAUUUUUUUCAAGUAAA